GAUCAUUGAUCUUAUGGAUCAAACUCUAGCUGAGUUAAAUGGAUCUGCUGUGAUAGAUUAUCAUGGCAGAGCUAUUGAGAUAGUUUGUAGAAGAAAUCGUGGAAGUCAUGCAUUUUCAAUAUUUCAAGGUGCAAGUCCUCUUGAUUUUUCAUUCACAAUUCUUCUCUUGGAAAUGUCUCUAGUCCUUAUUUUAAGCCAAAUUAUGCGGUUCCUCUUAAAGCCUCUAAAACAACCUAGAGUUGUCUGCGAUGUCCUUGCUGGCAUAAUUCUUGGACCAUCAGUCCUAGGUCACAACGAGACAUUUGCGAAGAAUGUCAUCCCAGAGAAUUCAAGAUUUGUGAUACAAAACAUUGGAAUCAUAGGGUUCAUGUUUUUCCUAUUUGUCACAGGAGUGAAAAUGGACCUAACCGUGGUCACAAAGGCAGCCAAAAGAAAUUGGGUGAUCGCGUUAGCUGGUGUGAUUAUUCCCCUUAUUGUCGUAUGGUUAUUAGCAAUAUGUGUCCGGGACUACAUGGACGCCGAACUCCGAAAAUUUUCUUCUAUAGGUGGUAUUGUUACAGGCAUAACUAUAACAACUUUCCCUGUUAUUUACUCAGUUUUAAGAGAUAUGCAUCUUCUAAGCUCAGAAAUUGGACGUCUUGCACUAACAACAGUUAUUAUAAGUGACUUUAUUGGAAUAAGUGUUAUUGUUGCAUUUGAAGCAGUUAAACAAGGAGAAGAAAAAAAAUUGAAUGCAUUGUAUUAUAUAAUUACAGUAUUUAUUGUUAGUGGUAUGGUAAUUGGUGGUAUACCAUUAGUAAUGCAAUGGAUAAAUAGACGUACACCUGAAGGUAAACCUGUGGAACAAAAAUAUAUAACUGCAACUUUAUUAGGAGUUUUUGUGAUUGGUUUUGUUACUGAUUUUAUUGGGGUUGCAAUUGGUAAUGGGCCACUUUGGCUUGGGUUAGCUAUACCUGAUGGUCCACCAAUUGGUGCAACAAUUGUUCAAAAGAGUGAAAGUCUUAUGCAUAACAUACUUAUGCCAUUUUCAUAUGCUACAAUAGGGCUUAAAACGGAUGUGUUUGCAAUGAGUGAAUGUUGGUCUUGUUUAUCACCUCUAUUUGCUAUGGUUGUUAUGGUGUUUGUUGCCAAGCUUGUUACGGUGGUUAUGGCGGCGCGAUUUACGGAUAUGCAGUAUAGAGAUUCCAUUGCUUUGGGGUUCAUGCUUAGCCUUAGAGGUCAAACGGAGUUUUUUCUAAUGCUUCAUUGGAUGGAUUUUAAGAUCUUAACGACACCAUCUUUCUCUUUGUUGGUUUGUUUAACAGUCACAAUAACAGGCAUAUCUAGCCCUAUAAUCAACCUCCUAUAUGAUCCAACAAAACCAUACAUGAUCAACAAGAAAAGAACCAUACAACACACCGUGCAAGAAUCCGAACUUCGAAUUCUUGCAUGCAUUUACGACGAAGAAAGCGUUGCAAGUCUUUUUAGCCUCUUAGACGUCUCAAAUCCAACUUCAAGCAACCCAUUUUCAGUAUUCGCCCUUUAUCUUGUCGAACUCGUGGGUCGAGCUGCGCCAGUAUUCAUCGACCACACGAGUCAAGUAGACGAGUAUUGGGACAACAACAAUGAGGCCAUACAUAAUGCCAUCAAACUCUACGAAGAAAUUCGUACAGAUUGCAUUACUAUGAACUUUUAUACUAGUGUUACCCCUCAAAGGACUAUGUACCAAGACAUUUGUGAGAUUGCAUUGUUGCACAAGGUAGGGUUUAUAAUUUUACCUUUCCACAAGAAAUGUAUUGAAGAUGGGAAUGAUUUUUCUACUGCUAUACUUAGACCGGGUGUACAAUCAGCUAAUGCUAACACGUUAUCUCAUGCACCAUGCUCGGUUGGAAUCUUAGCAUGCAAAAAUGCUGCUGCAUGGGGGACUCUACCUACACGUAUGAGCCACCGCAUGCACCGUCAAUUCGCCAUGCUAUUCCUUGGUGGCCCGGAUGCCCGUGAGGCCUUGUCGUUGGCCGACCGCAUGGUCGGCCACCCCGACGUGUCGUUGAUCGUGGUUCGAUUCUUGGCAAGGGAGUAUAGAGGUGAUAAUGAGUCGGAGCGGAAGUUAGAUGAUGGGGUAGUCACUUGGUUUUGGAUGAAAAAUGAGAGGAAUGAUAAAGUGGUGUAUAAGGAAGUUGUAGUAAGUAAUGGUUUUGAAACAGUUUCGGCUAUACAAUCCUUAAAUGAUAGUGUACCAAUUGAUCUUUGGAUUACAGGGAGGAAAAAUGGAAUUAAUCCAACUUUAUUGGAAGGAUUAUCAGAAUGGAGUGAUAAUCCUGAAUUAGGAUUAAUAGGUGAUUUUUUGGUGUCAGUGGAUUUUAAUACAUCAGGAUCUGUAUUGGUAGUGCAACAACAAAUGUUAAGAGAUCAAAGGGCUAGUCCUUGGGCUUGUUACUAGAUUAGAUUUUGUAUUAGAUUUAUUCUUCUUAAUUAUUGAAAUUAAACAUGUUAGCUUUAUUUUUAACUCAUUUUAGGUUUUAUUUUUACUUAUUUUAGGUUUUAUUUUAACUCUUUCUUUUCUUGUUAUAAUUAUUCUUAGUUUUUUUUUUCCUUUUAGCCCUUUUAAAAAAAAAUACCCCCUCCCUAGAAGCUUCUUAAUUGAAGCUCUUGUAUGUGUACAUAAUGUUGGAUAAAGUUUUGUAUGAUCGAUGUGUUGUCUUUAAAUUUAUAAUAAAAAUAGUCUGAAACUCAAUUUUUAAUCAGUUGAAUUUGUUUUCAUUAGAUAAUAUAUAAUUUUGGUAUUUAAAAUGAGUUUUGAUCAGAUUAAUCAAUUCAAAUUUGUUUAGUUCAACGUACAUCAGUUGAAAAGAAUAGGCUCAGAAUUAUAGACGUUUUAUUAAUAAUAUUUAGAAUAAAGUGCAUUCAAAAUCAUUUCAUCAAACUAUUAA
This is a messenger RNA of Beta vulgaris subsp. vulgaris (sugar beet), 2909 nucleotides long. Its product is annotated as cation/H(+) antiporter 24. Gene Ontology annotation, molecular function: antiporter activity. Gene Ontology annotation, cellular component: endomembrane system; membrane. The transcript has 3 exons. The coding region runs from base 14 to 2419 and encodes 801 amino acids. Gene Ontology annotation, biological process: regulation of pH; proton transmembrane transport. NCBI's taxonomy places the organism in Eukaryota, Viridiplantae, Streptophyta, Magnoliopsida, Caryophyllales, Amaranthaceae. The record is from RefSeq and is a predicted model, not a curated record.